Molecule: messenger RNA, 2119 nt
Organism: Coregonus clupeaformis (lake whitefish)
Lineage: Eukaryota; Metazoa; Chordata; Actinopteri; Salmoniformes; Salmonidae
Product: phosphatidylglycerophosphatase and protein-tyrosine phosphatase 1
Exons: 4
Coding region: 953-1504 (183 amino acids)
Biological process (GO): protein dephosphorylation
Molecular function (GO): phosphatidylinositol-4,5-bisphosphate 5-phosphatase activity; protein tyrosine/serine/threonine phosphatase activity; phosphatidylglycerophosphatase activity
Source: RefSeq, a predicted model, not a curated record
UUAUAACGUUAGCUUUGGGCAACAGGGUUAAGUAGCUGGCUAGCUAGUUAUUUUCAUGAACUGAAGUUCAAUUCAAGUGGCUACCUAUCUAAUUCUUACUCACAUGGAUUCCUAAAUCAUUGCUAAGCAUAUUGAAAAUGACUGCAGUUUCUAUUGGUCAUUGUUUUCAGGCUAACGUUAGUUGCAUUGGUGCUAGCUAGGUAACGUUACCAAGCUAAAGCUAGCUAGCUAGCUACCCCAGAAGUUGCUAAUAACAUCUGUAUCAAAGAUAUUUGCUAACAUUUUUGAUCCUGCUCGUUUGAUCCUGAUCUUAUUUCAAAUGCUCACACAAACGUUUUCCCAUUCGGUCGAACAAAUAAUGCAUUAUUACCAACGCGCUAUUGUAAACGCAUCGUUGGUUGCGGGUGUGUGCUUGUUUGGAUACUUUUUUUUGUACAGCUUUGACAGUACUACUGAUCGUAGUGGUGGCGCUUGGCUUGCACAUGCAAAUUCAGCACACACAACAUUCUAUAAUAAUAGAAUAGUGUUAUUUGACGUGUAUUUUUUUUACACGCAAAGACCCAAACGGCGUUCCAUAGAUGGGGAGCAAGGGUAUAAAUUGAGCAGUAUAAUAAGAGUCUGGUAGCAGCAGUUGUCAUGUGUGCUAACGCGCGGGGAAUGUGUUCAGCAGUCUGAUGGCUUGUAGAUAGAAACUGUCUCGAAACUAUCCUAUGGCAAAUAUAUUAACUUGCCCAUAUUCAUGUAUCUGGUUAUUUUUCUUCAAUCUAACCAUUUACUUCGUGUGUAAUAAGUCCUCCGGGCCACAAGGCGAAGUAGCAUGUUAGGUUGAAUAGUUCCUCUGGAACAGCAUGUUUUCCUUGUUGGUUUGUGGUGGGCCAUACAUGUACCUCGAAUUUGGAAUUUGCUUUAACAUUUCAGAGGUGCUGACGACGCUGUAAACUAAGGUGUGAACAUGUCUGGCGCGUUAGCAAGGAUACUGUUUUAUCCCACAUUAGCGUAUAAUGUUGUCAUGGAAAAAGUAUCCUCAAGACGGUGGUUCAAUCGCGUGGAUCAGACUGUCAUUCUAGGAGCCCUGCCUUUCAAAUCAAUGACUAAGGAGCUGGUGCAGACAGAAAAUGUCAGGGGGGUGAUAACCAUGAACGAGGAAUAUGAAACAAAAUACUUCUGCAACUCAACUGAGGAGUGGAAAGCCGAGGGGGUGGAGCAGCUGCGACUCAGCACAGUGGACCUGACCGGUGUGCCCAGUCUAGAGAACCUGCACAGAGGAGUGGAGUUCGCACUCAGUCACCGGGAAAAGGGCUCCAGUGUGUAUGUCCACUGUAAGGCUGGACGCUGUCGCAGUGCUACACUAGCUGCUGCAUACAUCAUACGGAUACACUGCUGGAGUCCAGAGGAAGCAUGUCAGAUGUUGGCCUCUGUCCGACCACAUGUAAUAAUUCGUUCUGCACAGCUGGAGAUGCUUCGGCGGUACCAUCAGCAAGUCUGUGGCGGUGGUUCCAUUUAAGAGUGUUGAGAGGCUGCCAGCAUACUUUAUUGCACUCUUACAGAAACUGUAAAAUGAGCUUUGUCAAGACAAACAAUAUGCUGGUUGAAGGGAUUUUUGACCUUGAGCUCAUUCUUUAUUACAUAGUUUUGUUACUCAACUGGAUCAAGUGCAUUGUAUAAUUCUCAAAUGUUUUGUAUAAUUCAAGUGUUUUAUCACAGCUCAUCAGAGCAUGAGAUAUAAUAAAAUGCAGUGUCCAUCGAAGUACUGACAGGUGGGUGAGGGGUGUGUAUUUAAAAGCAUGUUUCUACACAUUUAUUUUUCUUCCUUAAUAGGAAAUUUGAUUACAAUUUCUAUGUUUUAAGAAAAUUAGUUUUUUGAUUGUUACUAAUUUCACUGAUUGUGUUGGAUAGUAUGUUAUCUAUAUGGGUUGUAAAAAACGUCUUGGAAAAUAAUGACUUAUUAUUAUAAAAGGAUAGCUAUUGAUACUUCAUCCAUUGAAACAUAACCAGAGUGAACAUGGGGCCUAAUUGUCUGGAAAGCCGAUGUUGAAGUGAGCUUUUGAAUCAGGAAAAUUUCCGCUCACGACCUCUACAAACCAGAAUGUUGAAUAAAAUGAUAUGUUAACGUACUUUA